GGGUGUGGUUCUGAAACUUGCCUGCACUCUACUACUUUCAGAAGGGCUUUAAAUGGAGUAGAGUGAAUGACCUCCCGUCCUAUUCCUGACCUGACGCUCACUCCGGCGCAACUGGAGUCCCACCCCAGCUCAACCCUAAGCCCACUUCAACUGUCUCUUUGGAAAAUUUUGCGCCCGAGAUCCGGCGGGACGUGGAGCUGGAGCCGGGAAGCGUCGCUGUGGUUUGGCUGGCUUCCACCUGCUCCUCCUCACUGACCGGUUUUGGAGUUUGAUUGCCUGAGCGCCCGCCCUGGCUGUUACGGGAGCAAGAGCUGAGGACUCAGCAGGUAAAGAGGCGAGCAGUCACCAUGCUGCUAGAAGCUCUAUCCAAUAUUUUGGAAUUCUACGAUGACCUGCUGUCCAAAUGCGACGCCCGGGUCAAAGAUUACCCGUUGGUUCACUGUCCCGCCAAGAUGACGACCCUCCUGGUGAGCUACGUCGUCUUCGCCAUCUAUUUGGGUCCUCGCCUGAUGGCCAACCGCAAGCCCUUCCACCUCAACACGGUCAUGGUGGUCUACAACUUCGGCAUGGUCGCCUUCAACGCUUUCAUCGUGUACGAGUUCAUGAUGUCCGGAUGGGGCACCACAUUCACGUGGAGAUGUGAUUUGAUUGAUCCCUCCAGCAGUCCUCAAGCACUUCGGAUGGUGCGAGCGGGUUGGCUAUUUUUCUUUUCCAAGUUCAUUGAACUCCUCGACACGGUAUUCUUCGUGUUGAGGAAGAAACAAAAUCAAAUCACCUUUCUCCACGUGUUCCAUCACUCGGUCAUGCCCUGGUCUUGGUGGUGGGGCAUCAUGCUGACUCCUGCCGGAGGGAUGGGCUCUUUUCACGCCAUGGUGAACGCCACGGUCCACGUCAUCAUGUACACGUACUACGGACUGGCAGCGGCAGGGCCACGCUUCCAGAGGUUCUUGUGGUGGAAGAAGUACAUGACCGCCAUCCAGCUGACACAGUUCAUCGUGGUGUCGGUGCACAUCAGCCAGUACUACUUCAUGGAGAAGUGCGACUACCAGGUGCCCCUGUGGAUCCACCUGAUCUGGAUGUACGGCGUGCUCUUCUUCGUGCUCUUCUCCAACUUCUGGCUGCAGGCCUACAUCCGGGGCAAACGGCUCCCCGUCACCCAACUCAAGAGCGGGCGCGAGCGGACCCCCCCAGCACCUCCGCUGGCCAACGGCACCCACGGCACCCACGGCACCCACCAGCACAACGGCAGCGCCGACCAAAACAACCACAACCAGCACAGCCACACCAAUGGCAAUGUGCAACUGGGCAAAGUAAAGGAGAUCUAACUUUUUGGGACCUUGAACUUGUCACAAUGACUCUGCUAUACUAGUGCACCAAUAGAAUAACCAAGUCUAUGGAAAGCCGUUGGAGCUUUGAUUUCAUAUCCAGCUUACGUUCCACAUACUUGUAGGUUUUUCAACCUCGCUAGUAAGACAUUUCAGCACACUAGUAGAAUGACAAGUAACAUUUUUUUCCAGGACUAGUGUCAGUUUUGGCCUUCCAGUAUGCGAUUUAACUCUUCCUCGUAAACUACUGUACUGCACUAGUAGCACUACUAAGCCCAACUAGGCUAGUAGGCAUGCCAUGCUCUAGUAGCCUCCUGGGCCGGACUAGUAGCAUGAAAAUACCCAAUGGUAGUUUUGUCUCACUAGUAGCAUGGCCUACUAGUGUGAAGAAAUAUUUUUUAAGCAUUUUUUUUCAAAAUCCUUCAUAUGCAGUAGUAUGCUCUUUGUCCUCACUAGUAAGGCUAUUCAGCGCACGAGUUGAAUGAUUCUCUUACAAGUAAGAUGUUUUCCACUACUAGUGACACUAUUGACCUUCUAAUACACAAAGAAACCUUCCCUCAUGAAGAACUGCACUGUCGAACUUGUAAGCGUGUGUCACGCACUAGUAGCCUCUUCAACCCAAUUAUUGGCACCAAAAUGCCCACUAGUUGUUUGCCUCACUACUAAUACGAAGUUGUCCGACUGGUGUGCUGAAAUGUUCUUAUGGAAAGCUGUCUGAGCUACUACUUUCUAACUGCUUUACUAGUGAACAUCCGUGCUGCAGUCUACUUAGUCCAACUUUUUUUUAUUUCUUUUAAACCCUGAACAUGUCUACAACUAUAGACUAACAAAGCCUUGGGAAAGCCAUUUGAACAUUUAUUCAAUAGCUUUGAUAUCAAGCUGUACUAGUACACUGUAUACUUACUCGUAAGAGAAUUCAGCGCACUAGCAGAAUGGAUGUCUUAAGGUCAUUUUUUUUUUUGUUUCCCCAACUACCGGAUGACUACUAGUGAGGCACAACUGUACACUGCUUGACACCGGUGUGCUUCUGGUACUGCGAGUGAAGCAUUAAAUACAGUAUUUACCAGUUGAAUUUUUCAUCAGCAGUACCAGUAGCUGUAAUUAUCAACUAGUGCACAGUUUUGCCUAAUUUCUAACAUGUAGUUUUCCGACUUGUGUGUGGAAAUGUCAUGCGGAAAAAACGUUACUUAUAUAAACGGUUCUACUCGUUUGCCCUAGUUGUUCAAAUAGUGCGCUGAAUUGUCUUUCUCGUGAAGAAAGAGUAUACUAGUACAUGGAGCAAGGAUAUGGAAUAAAUGCUGAAACGGCUUUGACAUCAAGACUAGUCUACGGUGAUUUAUAUUGUUGGGACUUGAUAUGAUAUGAAUGGCUUUGUGUUUUUUUAUGUUUUUGUUGUGAGUGAUCUUGUGUGUUUUUGUGGCGACACUGUGAUGCACGCGCAUGCUUUUGUACGCAUGAAGGUCGGUGCUCCAUUUUCUCACGGACUGUGUUCCUUCAUUGCCAUUUUUGCGCUCCGCUCGUACCACUUUAGGCCGACACCAACCUCAUAACACAGUUUCCACUGAAGACUAGCACGUGUAAAUAACGUGGGGGGAGGAAAAAUUAAAUUAAAAGGCUUUCAUUUGUACAUGUUACAUUUAUA
Messenger RNA from Hippocampus comes (tiger tail seahorse), 2967 nucleotides. RefSeq names its product ELOVL fatty acid elongase 1a (gene elovl1a). The transcript has 8 exons. Gene Ontology annotation, biological process: very long-chain fatty acid biosynthetic process; fatty acid elongation, monounsaturated fatty acid; sphingolipid biosynthetic process. NCBI's taxonomy places the organism in Eukaryota, Metazoa, Chordata, Actinopteri, Syngnathiformes, Syngnathidae. Bases 348 to 1325 code for a protein of 325 amino acids. Gene Ontology annotation, molecular function: fatty acid elongase activity. Gene Ontology annotation, cellular component: endoplasmic reticulum; endoplasmic reticulum membrane. The record is from RefSeq and is a predicted model, not a curated record.